AUGACUGUGGCAUUGGGAAUAAAUCAAGCAGAGUUGUCGUCCAUCUCGACACAUGAGCCCGGUCCCUAUGUGGGGGGUUACCUCCCCUUGAGAACAGCUGAUGAUUCGCCAACAUGGAACCGCCAUAAAGCUGUCACUGAGGUGACUGUGUGUCUGAUGUCACAACUCUCUCAGGAUCAAUGUUUAUGGCUAGCAGUGUCUUCAUUCUUGGAUCAUUUAUUGACUCAUCACACGACCUUGAGCUACAUGACGUGCUGGUCAGUGAUUGUGAUCAUUAAUAGGCUAUACACUUCUGGAUGUCCAAUAGGAGACAGCCUUAGAAACUGUGUCAUCAAACUAAGCCUGUCAUUGAUACAUUCUGUGGUUGCCAUGACAGUUGAUGACUCCAAAUCAGAGGAAGAAGUGGAUUGGUUAACUUACCGUGAUAGUGUAUGGAAGGCUGUGAUUGGCUGCUUGGCCAUUCUAGACCCAAAAUUAGUCACCUUUCUGGAUAAAUUUCAGGAAAGUGUUCUUUCUCCAAACUGCCCAGGUGCUCAUACUGCUGUCAUGAUGCUGACCCACAUUGUGAAGACGCCAGACCUGAUGAUCAACUUACAAGUUGACCUUCAGAAAUUACAGACUAUCACAGACACCAUUCAGAAGCAGGUGUGUGGUGUGAUAGAUGAACAGGUGUUGACAGAUCUGCUGUACCAUGUGUCUGUGAUCACAGCAGGCGGUAGAUAACACAGAACAGCCCAGA
Molecule: messenger RNA, 739 nt
Organism: Liolophura sinensis
Lineage: Eukaryota; Metazoa; Mollusca; Polyplacophora; Chitonida; Chitonidae
Exons: 6
Coding region: 1-723 (240 amino acids)
Source: RefSeq, a predicted model, not a curated record